This is a messenger RNA of Acaulospora colombiana, 190 nucleotides long. Lineage: Eukaryota; Fungi; Glomeromycota; Glomeromycetes; Diversisporales; Acaulosporaceae. The record is from the annotation of a GenBank genome assembly.
AUGGAGGAAGAGGCGAUCAUGGAGGAGGGAAUGGACGAAGAUUAUGACGCGCAUGCAAGAGGGUUUGGCUACCCUACUUCGAGGGCGUCGGACAUGUACAAGAGGAUCGCCGCAGUGUCGUCCUCGGGUAAUUCCGGCGGGCCUGGUUCUGUCAGUGGUAUGGCGAUUGGCAAGAGUGGCAUGAACGCUG